Cylas formicarius (sweet potato weevil) is the source of this 1042-nucleotide messenger RNA. Its product is annotated as prostaglandin reductase 1-like. Gene Ontology annotation, molecular function: 15-oxoprostaglandin 13-reductase [NAD(P)+] activity; 2-alkenal reductase [NAD(P)H] activity. The transcript has 6 exons. The record is from RefSeq and is a predicted model, not a curated record. Gene Ontology annotation, biological process: prostaglandin metabolic process. The coding region runs from base 9 to 1004 and encodes 331 amino acids. Gene Ontology annotation, cellular component: cytoplasm. NCBI's taxonomy places the organism in Eukaryota, Metazoa, Arthropoda, Insecta, Coleoptera, Brentidae.
UUAUCAAGAUGGUCAAGGCGAAAAAAUACAUUUUACACAAGCGUUUUGUUGGAGAGCCAAAACCGUCAGAUUUAAAACUUGUUGAGGAGGAGUUGCCACCACUAAAAGAUGGCGAGUUUUUAGCCGAAGCAGUUUAUCUCAGUGUAGAUCCUUACAUGCGACCUUACGCUGAUGUAUUACCUUUAGGCAGUACCUUCAUCGGUAUACAAGUGGCUUUGAUAACUGAAAGUAAAAAUCCCAAAUACCCAGUUGGAAAAUAUGUUGUCGAUGCUUUUGGGUGGCGAACGCACACGAUUUCCAACGGAGUAAGCACUCCGGGCGACAUUCCCGUUAUAGUUUUACCAGAUCUUGGAGACUUACCUGUCUCUCUCGGCCUUGGAAUAUUAGGAAUGCCGGGAAAUACGGGAUAUUUUGGCUUUCUGGAAAUCUGCAAACCCAAAGCCGGAGAAACGGUCGUCGUUACCGGGGCUGGCGGAGCCGUUGGCAGUCUCGUCGGUCAAAUCGCUAAACUUAAGGGAUGCAAGGUGAUUGGUAUAGCCGGGUCAGAUGAAAAAAAUAAAUGGCUAAAGGAAGAACUAAACUUUGACCACGUAAUUAAUUACAAAACCCAGGAUGUGGAAGCGGAACUGAAGAAAGCGGCCUCCGAAGGUGUGGACUGCUACUUUGACAACGUUGGGGGUGAAAUAAGCACAAUCAUAUUAAACCAAAUGAACUUUUUCGGAAGAGUUGCAGUGUGUGGUGCAAUAUCUGGAUAUAACAACAGGAAUAUUAAAGCCGGAGUGGUUCAGUUUCCGCUGGUAUUUAGACAAUUAAAAAUGGAAGGUUUCGUGGUACGCCGAUGGGCGGACAGAUGGAUGGAAGGAAUUCUUCAGAAUUUGGAGUGGAUUAAACAGGGAAAGUUAAAAUACAGAGAAACUGUUACUGUAGGUUUCGAUAAAAUGUUUAACGCCUUUGUGGAUAUGUUAAGGGGAGUCAACCAAGGCAAAGCCGUAGUCAAAGUGUAAAAUGAAAGCGAUACCAUAUAAUAUAUAAUUUCUUUUUA